Messenger RNA from Hibiscus syriacus, 807 nucleotides. RefSeq lists its product as uncharacterized. The transcript is spliced from 3 exons. NCBI's taxonomy places the organism in Eukaryota, Viridiplantae, Streptophyta, Magnoliopsida, Malvales, Malvaceae. The record is from RefSeq and is a predicted model, not a curated record. The coding region runs from base 22 to 807 and encodes 261 amino acids.
GAUAAAUUAUGCAGUGCUGAGAUGACUAUCAGUUUGGUGGAGGAUGAAAAGGAGAAACAGCUUCAGGAUGAUAUCAUUAUGGGUGAAAUAAAAAAUCAACCGUUUCUGUCCUUAAAUAAAACAGGUUCUCUUGAGGAUGCUUUGGUUGAAGUUGCAAGCAAUCCUAACAAAGUAGUUUCUACGGGGACGACCUAUCUUGCUGAUUUUUACUUUUCAGUCAACCAAACAACAUUUGCUGGUGAAACAUCAAAUGAGUUGAAACUGGAGAAAGUAUUGGAUUUAGAAUCAUCAUCAAGGACUGAAAAUGUUGUUAACUAUACAAGUUACAAAAUGGAAGUUAAAGAGGACAAAAAUCAUGCUCCAGAGGAUCACAGUUCAAUGCACUUAGAAGAUACCAACAUAACUGCUGCUGAACCAGUUCAGGAGGUAGUUGUCUGGGAAAGUGACAAAAUUGAAGUUAAGGAGGACUCACGUCUUGUUGAAGAGGAUCCGAUUUCACUGCAAUUAGAAGAUACCAACACAAUUGCAGCUGAACCAGCUCAGGAGGUAGUUUACUGGGAAAGUGAAAAAGAUGAAGUUAAAGAGGUUACGAUUCUUGCUCAAGGAGACCACAGUUCAAUACACUUAGAAGAUACCGACAUAACUGCUGCUGAACCAGCUCAGGAGCAAGUUUUCUGGGAAAGUGACAAAAUUGAAGUUAAAGAGGACACAAGUGCUGCACUAGAGGAUCAGAAUUUAAUGCAAUUUGAAGAUAUCAGCAUAACUGCUACUGAACCAGUUCAGGAGAGGAAUCUGAAGUUUCCUUGA